Gymnogyps californianus (California condor) is the source of this 1072-nucleotide messenger RNA. RefSeq names its product hyaluronan and proteoglycan link protein 1 (gene HAPLN1). NCBI's taxonomy places the organism in Eukaryota, Metazoa, Chordata, Aves, Accipitriformes, Cathartidae. The record is from RefSeq and is a predicted model, not a curated record. Gene Ontology annotation, biological process: cell adhesion. The coding region runs from base 1 to 1068 and encodes 355 amino acids. The transcript has 4 exons. Gene Ontology annotation, molecular function: hyaluronic acid binding.
AUGAAGAGUCUACUUUUUCUGGUGCUGAUUUCUGUCUGCUGGGCUGAACCUCACCCUGACAACUCAAGUCGGGAGCAUGAAAGAAUUAUUCACAUUCAAGCAGAAAAUGGACCCCGUCUACUUGUGGUAGCAGAGCAAGCUAAAAUCUUCUCACACCGGGGUGGCAACGUCACACUGCCGUGUAAAUUUUACCAUGAACACACAUCAGCAGCUGGCUCAGGAACCCACAAAAUCCGGGUCAAGUGGACCAAACUCACCUCAGAUUACCUCAAAGAAGUGGACGUCUUUGUUGCAAUGGGACACCACAGAAAGAGCUAUGGAAACUACCAGGGCAGAGUGUUUCUGAGGGAAAGCAGUGAAAAUGAUGCCUCUCUUAUAAUCACAAAUAUAAUACUGGAGGAUUAUGGGAGAUAUAAGUGCGAGGUCAUUGAAGGAUUAGAGGAUGAUACAGCAGUGGUAGCUCUGAAUUUGGAAGGUGUUGUAUUCCCUUACUCUCCACGGCUGGGUCGUUACAACUUAAACUUCCACGAGGCUCAGCGAGCAUGUCUGGACCAAGACUCUGUUAUCGCCUCCUUUGACCAGCUCUAUGACGCCUGGAGGUCAGGGCUGGACUGGUGUAACGCGGGCUGGCUCAGCGACGGCUCCGUGCAGUACCCCAUCACCAAGCCCAGGGAGCCCUGCGGAGGGAAGAACACAGUGCCUGGGGUCAGGAAUUACGGGUUCUGGGAUAAAGAUAAAAGCCGAUAUGACGUUUUCUGUUUUACUUCAAACUUCAAUGGUCGUUUUUACUACCUAAUUCACCCGACCAAGCUGACCUACGAUGAAGCCGUUCAGGCGUGCUUGAAGGAUGGAGCUCAGAUCGCUAAAGUUGGCCAGAUAUUUGCCGCCUGGAAGCUCCUGGGCUAUGACCGCUGCGACGCCGGCUGGCUGGCUGACGGCAGCGUCCGCUACCCAAUCUCCAGGCCAAGGAAACGCUGCAGUCCUAACGAAGCAGCGGUUCGCUUUGUAGGCUUCCCUGAUAAAAAGCACAAGCUGUAUGGUGUCUACUGUUUCAGAGCGUACAACUGAAAAU